CUUGCCGCUAACGAUUUUCACUCGAAUAUUUGUCAGUAUUAAAUUUGUAGUCGGACGGUGAGCGUCGUGUUGUUAUUAGCGAUCAAGCAAAUAUCAGAUACCAGUGAAGACAACUCAAGUAUAUAAUGGAUGAAAAGGAUAUAUUCUUCUUUGGUAGUAAGAAAACAGAAAAGAGCAAAACCACAUCAGACGCCCAAGCAGAACCACAAAACCCCAGUAAACCGAAAGAGGUUAAGCCGAUAAUUUCACGACCAACUACAGAAGUCGAUUACAGAACCGAUAAUCCACACAUCGGACUUGCUAUCGUACUCAAUCACAAGAAUGUUAAGGGCCAACUAAAACGAAAGGGCACUGAAAAAGACAGAGAUGAUAUAACAGCAUCAUUGGAAAAUUUUGGUUUCGAUGUGCGUGUUUAUAACGAAUUAACGAGUCGAAAAAUAAAAAUUCUACUGAACUCGGUUGCCGCUGAGGAUCACAGCCGUUAUGAUUGUUUCGUCAUGGUUGUUAUGACGCAUGGGGACAAGGGGCGAAUAUGCGCAGCUGAUGAAUUCUAUUCGACCGAAAAGCUUUGGGUGCCAUUACUUGGCACUAAUUGCCCAACUUUAUUGGGAAAACCUAAAAUUUUUUUUAUACAAGCAUGUCGCGGCAAACGCAUAGAUCAACCCGUUAUGAUAACGUCACGCAUGGCUUUUUCCGAUAACGUGAUGCACGCAAGAUUCACUGACCCUGUCACAUCUACUUAUGCCAUACCAUCUACAGCUGAUAUUUUGGUUAUGUAUUCAACAUUUGAAGAUCAUUACUCAUUUCGGAAUACCACAACGGGUUCAUGGUUCAUUCAAAGUCUUUGCAGCGUUUUAAAUGAGGCCGCCGACAGCAUCGAAGCACAAAAUGCCGGCGCGGAGUUCUUGCGUCUACUUACGGCUGUAAAUCGCAAAGUAGCUUAUGAAUAUCAGUCUUACAGUGAUAAUGAGUUGAUUAACGAAAAGAAGGAGAUGCCCAACUUUAUGUCAACACUUACCAAAACGUUCUUUCUGAAGGUGAAGCCUAAAAGUGCAGAAGCCGAUGGAAGAAAUGGAAGUUUACCUGAAUGGGAUAAUGAUGAAGAUGAGGAGGAAAAGUUAGGUCGAAUUUUCCAAACAGACUCACCAUACUACAAGCACUUUGAUGCUCCAGUUCAAUAUGUUUAAGAGCUGGACUCAAUCAAAUGCGAACACAUUGCAUUUUGUAAUUUUUUUUAAUUGUUUAAAUAAAGUAUUUUAUUAAAAAAGCAUUCGA
This is a messenger RNA of Ceratitis capitata (Mediterranean fruit fly), 1275 nucleotides long. RefSeq names its product caspase-3. Gene Ontology annotation, biological process: proteolysis; apoptotic process. The record is from RefSeq and is a predicted model, not a curated record. The transcript is spliced from 5 exons. Gene Ontology annotation, cellular component: cytoplasm. Lineage: Eukaryota; Metazoa; Arthropoda; Insecta; Diptera; Tephritidae. Bases 126 to 1187 code for a protein of 353 amino acids.